This is a messenger RNA of Astyanax mexicanus (Mexican tetra), 4457 nucleotides long. RefSeq lists its product as uncharacterized. The transcript has 3 exons. Bases 472 to 4227 code for a protein of 1251 amino acids. Lineage: Eukaryota; Metazoa; Chordata; Actinopteri; Characiformes; Acestrorhamphidae. The record is from RefSeq and is a predicted model, not a curated record. Gene Ontology annotation, molecular function: 3'-5'-RNA exonuclease activity.
CCAAUAUAUAUUGUUACUAUAUUUUGGAUAACCCUUUAUUUGACCACUAGGAGAGAUUUAUAAUAAAUUUAAAUGUAUAAAUUCGCUAAAAAGACACGCUUAUUUCUAACUUAUUCUAGACUUAUAUAAUUAUAUACACUUAUUGAGUAAUUUUGUUUUUUGUUUUUGACCUAAUUUAACGAAUUUUACAAAAAAAAAAAAAAAAAGACUCUCAGAGCUCAGCCAGUGCAGCGUUCACUCACCCUCCACAUUUUCCACACACACCUCCACACUUUCCACACACACCUCCACACACACUCCACUCCACACACUUCUCUCUGCUGGAAUCCACAGAAGCAGAGCCACCUUCCACCUUUCCCUACGACCAGCUUAUAGCUGAUAUAGAUCAUUUUCUAAACCGCGCUGUGCAGAUUGCGCUCCUCUGGAUGUUUAAAAGCCCACCGACCAAGUCGCCACGCUUUUUGCGCAGUUAUGGAGGACCUUCAGGAUGAUUUCAGUGGUCCUAGUGCCAGGAGUAUUGCUGCAGAAUUAAAAGAUGACAUCUACUACAAGCUUGUUGAGGACUUCAGUGGACCUCAGACCGGUGACUUCUUGCAUGUACUUGAAAAGCCCUGCACAAACCGUUUCCUGAUUCAAGUUGGACUAAUGAGAGAGGAGAACGAUACUCCGUGGGCCCAUGUAGUAAAGUGGCUUCAGAAGAUUUUUCCAGAAUAUGGAUCUGCAGAUUUUCAAUGUCUGAUUGAAAGGAAUACAGAAACUGCUUUGAGUUUAAUAGGAGAUGCCAAGGAACUCUUCCUUGUGUCGGAUGUUAAUUUUGAAUUUGUUGGCCCUAUCUGCGAUACGAUAGGCAUUGGAAGAACAGAUUUGCUGGAAAUGUCCGAUUUUUCGGAUCGCGUAAAGUUGUCAGAUGUUACCAAUGCUUUACUGCUAGAGUUGACCAGCUUCAUUGCACGAGAGAAAAUCGGUCCUAUUGCGUUAGUGUCAUGGAUCCAUAAUUUCGAUCGUACGUUCUGUAGUGACGGCAACAUCGAAAGAGCCAACAAGCUUCUUCGGGCCAGUCUAGAGAGAUUCUGGUCCCAGUAUAGAGAGUGUCAGAGUAGUAGAAACAGAAGCAGUGGACUGUUCGAAGAAUUUCUUCAAAGUCCAUUUGCGUUGAUUCGUGACGUGCGCGACCCAGAGUACAGAAGAGUGGCAGCUAUCAAAGGGCAUAUGAAAAGAAAACGCCUUGAAUUGAGUCAACAGCAGUCUGAUUUCACAGCCUAUGGGAUUAAGGAGGAAAGCGAACCUUUUGACAUCGCCAAGCACAAUAUUUCCCCUAAAUAUAAGAAAACCAAACGCAGGAUGGAAUCUCAACAAGACGACUCCUACCAUUCACCUUACUUGGUUGACGUAAAGGAGGAAAAUGAUCCUGAAAGUUUUAGGAAUGCACCUACUCACAAGUCACAAGCACUGGAAUUUGAAGAAGACCCUAGAAUUGACACAGGCGAUUGUGUUACUAUAAUCGAUACUGCGUUUCUGGCUUUCCAGAAGCUUACAGAAAUGUAUGGAGGAAAGAACGCUAGUGCUAAAAAGGUGUCUAUGGAGCUUCUUGAGAAUCAGUUAUCUCUGAUGCUCGUUGAGGAUGCCGACAUGUGCUCUCUAAACGAGAAGGUCAAUGCCCAUGCCCGUAACUUGGCCGACGCUUCGGUAGAAAACCCACAGUGCGUUGUUCCCCUUUUGACAUUUCUUCACUGCAACACUCAUUUCUUCUUCGACUUCGUUGAUGCGGUUGAGAAGCAGAUAAUGUCGUUUGAGAGAGAAAUCAUAAGCACUACAGGAGACAAGCUUGGACGAGACAACAACCCAAAGUUUAGAAGUUUUGUUAACUUCGAUGAGAGCGCCAUCACCCGUUAUAUCAGCAUGGCCUGCGAAAUCUUGUGUCCGAGAAAAGAAACGGCCAACAGUUUCCGAAGGCACUGGCUUGCCUUUUGUAUCGAGAGGAACAACCCGUCGACGCUGCCGAUCGGUCAGUCGAAUAGGUUCAUCAACUACUUCGAGGCGGCGGCUGGACUUGUUCACCAUCACAAGGAUGUUGCGCUCUUUGUAUCUGACCUCCAGCAGCUGAAUGACGAAUCGAACAUCGUUCUGGAUAGCGUCAACGAUGAUGCUAGCGAUGAAGCUAUACAGACUCUAGUCUGUGUGUUAGCUGUUGUGUACUGCAAAGUCUUGGGUCCCUUUUGGCAGCUUCUGAAGAGUGAUGCACAGUAUGUUCUCUUCAGUAAGUACAUCUACUGUCUUUAUAAGAAGCUGCUGGAGUGGUCUGAAGAUGUCUCUGCUUUGCUAGAGCCUGAACCUGAGGCCAACGUCUUUCUCCAGGUUCCAAUGCAAGAGAAGAGUUUUUCAGGAGUGUUCGCAUUCUGCCGAGACAACGAAGACAACCAGUUUGGAACCCUGCUGAAAGUAUGUUUGCAGAGCAUGAUGAAGGUCGUUGCUGCUGUGAUCGAGGAAGAUCUCAGCGAGUUCUUACCUGGAGGCAAAUACUGCAAAGAACCAUCUACAGAACUUGCAGAAGAGUUUGCCGAUUGUAAAUUUUCCCAUCUGAUGGGCGAGUACCCCUUUAGUCACACGUACUCCUGUAAGAAAAUCAGAUCCAAAAAAUCAGCUAAAACUCGCACCUCUACCGAGGGGAACGCACCUGAGGGACCAGAGAGACCGCCCACUCCUUCUCUUCAGGAGGAGAUGACUUCACAGGAAAUCCCUGCCAAUCCUUCCAGGAAGCAGAACAAUCCAAAGCCGCACACGACGUCCGUAAAAGCAAAUCUGCGUUCUCUUGACAGAUUCAAAAAGAAGGCAUUGAGCAAGCUAAUCGACCAAAGGCAAAAAAUCCAAAUGCAAGACCUGCAUUACAGAAAGAUGAUCGUCGCUGCAGUGGGUAAACACGGCGGUCCGUGUAAAAGCGUGCAAGAUGUCGAUCGGCUGCUCGUGAAAAUGGAAGGAUCAGACCAAACUAAGAAGCGAGAGGCCAUCCGCUGUGAGUUGAGCUACCAGAAGUGUGUUGUUGGUGUCAGAGACAACAGUCUGAAUCAAAUAGGCUUUAGAUUGCAAGACAUGGUCAACAAACUCAAAGCUGUCUUAGCAAAUGAGAAAAGUUCAACAAGCAUCAUCAGUGAACCGACUACAAAUGUCGUCAUCCAUGUUGGAAGUAGUGCAACUGCAGAGGAUACACAAGGAGAACCAGUAGGAGAACCAGAAGAGCAAAUACAAGAAGAACCACAAGAGCAACUACAAAGUGAACCACAAGAGCAAACACAAGGAGAACCACAAGAGCAACUACAAAGUGAACCACAAGAGCAAACACAAGGAGAACCACAAAGAGAUCCACAAGGAGAACUACAAGAGCAAACGCAAAGAGAACCACAAGAGCCAACACAAGUAGAACUACAAGAGCAAACACAAGGAGAACCACAAAGAGAUCCACAAGGAGAACUACAAGAGCAAACGCAAAGAGAACCACAAGAGCCAACACAAGUAGAACUACAAGAGCAAACACAAGGAGAACCACAAAGAGAUCCACAAGGAGAACUACAAGAGCAAACGCAAAGAGAACCACAAGAGCCAACACAAGUAGAACUACAAGAGCAAACACAAGGAGAACUACAAGAGCAAACGCAAAGAGAACCACAAGAGCCAACACAAGUAGAACUACAAGAGCAAACACAAGGAGAACCACAAAGAGAUCCACAAGGAGAACUACAAGAGCAAACGCAAAGAGAACCACAAGAGCCAACACAAGGAGAACUACAAGAGCAAACACAAGGAGAACCACAAAGAGAUCCACAAGGAGAACUACAAGAGCAAACACAAGCUAAGCAACAAGCAGAACCACAAGGAGAACCACAAGCUAAACAACAAGGAGAACCACAAGCUAAGCAACAAGCAGAAUCACAAGGAGAACCACAAGCUAAGCAACAAGGAGAACCACAAGGAGAACCACAAGCUAAGCAACAAGCAGAAUCACAAGGAGAACCACAAGCUAAGCAACAAGGAGAACCACAAGGAGAACCACAAGCGAAGCAACAAGGAAAACCACAAGCUAAGCAACAAGGAGAACCACAAAAAGAACCACAAGCUAAGCAACAAGGAAAACCACAAGCUAAGCAACAAGAACCACAAAAAGAACCACAAGCUAAGCAAAAAGGAGAAGCAAAAGAAAAAACACUAAGGAGAUCAACAAGGAGAACCACAUGAGCCACCAUAACGAGAGCCAACAGAUCAACCACAGAAGGUAGUGAUUGAUUGAGAGGUAGAUGUUCCAGAAAAUUGAGACCAACACUGAUCUUUUUGUAUUGUAACACAGUAGUGUGUGUGUAUAUGUUUUGUCAUUUUUGUGCAGAUUUUUCUUCAGUAAGUUUUCCUCUUGCCUAGCGUGUAUUCAGUGUGGGAGUUCUGCAACAUUUUUUUUUUUUUUUUUUUUUUUU